AUGCCUCAUGUUGGCAAUGAUUUGCUCUUCGAAGUUGCCGGAGGUAUCGCAUCGGCGCUCGCGUACCUGCACGAGGGCCUUGUAUUACAUAGGAAUGUUUGGCCGGGCGCGAUCCUCAUUACCCACGACAAGAAGGCGAAACUGUCCGGUUUCGCACACGCCACACGAUUGCGGACACCUACCUCCUAUAUGUCAGGCGUAUGUGGAAACGUUGCGUACUGUUCUCCAGAAAUGACAUCAAGGGGAUCGUAUAGCUUCCCAACCGACAUGUGGUCGCUAGGCUGCGUGUUAGUAGCGUGCAUAACAGGAACACCCUCCUACACGGCUCUAGGUUCUGCGAAGGGCGUAGGCCCCCAGCUAUUGGAUCUCCUCGAUGGAUUGCUUCGAAUUUCGCCUGGCUCUCGCAUAAAAGCCCUUGGAACUAGAACUCAUCCCUUCAUUCAACACUCAUCCGCAGCCGCGAAACCGAUCUUUCUUUCGGAGAAUGACGGGAAUCCCUCAAAGAAGUCAACCUUCCUCCAAUUAAAGCAAUCCAUUUCCCUCCCACCUCGACCCCCUUCUUCACGCCAACCUAAGCGAGCGAUAUCCCACUCCAAUGUCGUAAAUACUGACUUACGCAGUUUGCUUGCGGAUGAACUUGCGUCUCGAACCACUCAGGGGGGUGGAGCGUCUAGACGCGUCGUUUCUGAUCCAUUUCCUCGUCGGGCUGUGGCCCUAGCAGAGCCAGCUAGUAAACCAGAAACACAACCAUCGGCUCUCCUCCAGAAGGUCUCGUCGCGCCUCCAGAACCUCGACCCCCCUCAACGGCGUAUUACUCCGAUUCUGCGUCCAAUGCAAACAUCUCGGAAUACCAAGUUUGAGGCGACACCACCACCACCACCACCACCACCACCACCCCUCCCUAUAGGCAUCACUCGUCCUCUUCCUUUCAGCACUGAUCUUUUGGCACCCCAAACACACAGAACUAUCCAUGGUCGGAUCACCGUACUUCAAUGUCGUUCUUUACUCGUUGACUUCCGAGAGAGCCGACAUGUCACACACCAGGACGAAUGGGCGGUGCUGAUAAUUGAGCCGAAUGGUGCUCAGAUUGACGUAUACAAUAUGCCCGAUAUGUCAACGCCGUGGAAGCUUAACCAGCUUUACGUAUCAUAUCGCCUUGAGGAUUUGCCAACAGCUUACUGGAAACAGUUCAACGAUGCUGCGAAGUCGGUCGAGGAAAUCAAAAGGCGAACUCCCCAGCUCGUCCUUUACACUCCCGUUGCAAGAUGUACUUUAUGGGCUAACGGUCCUCCCGCUGACAUUGAACUGCUGUUUAGAUCUUAUUCUCCUUCACAUAAACUGCCGGCCACCAUAGCGGACGCUGUACCAACGAUGAGGGUCCGCUUUAGCCGCCAAUGUCGUUCACUGGAGAUCGCCCGUUAUGUUGACACAGAUCAAGGAGGCGAAUGGCUCAAGAAAGACCUAAUUGGAUAUAAGCAUCCGGCUGAUAUCUCUGCUUCUGAUUAUCGUGCUUUAGCGGACGUAGAGCGCGAUGCACUCGCCCAACUUUCUGACUUCUUGAAGAAAUGCGAGACUAUCGAAAAUGCGCCGGUUGUACCUGUUGCAAACGAAAACAAUGAAAGUGGGGACGGAGUUCUUUCUAUUCCUUCUGGGUCGACAAUGCGUUCUCCUCUCUCGACGGUGGUUCAGUCACUAUCUGGCGGCCUCAUUCCUCGACCAGUAAAGACCAGCUACCAACCAGGACAACAACAGAUACCCUUCAAAAGUUGCUACUAUGCACAGCCCAACGAUGUUUCUCUAUCACUGGCCUCAGACACGGACACAACGACGGCAGACCCACGCCUUAUUACUCUGGAUGGACCGAAUCUGUCUGGCUUCCUUUGCGACACCGCCGAACCUUCAUCUGACCUUCAAACUCGCUUCAUUCCAUCGAUCGGAUGGUGUGUUCGCUAUGGCUCUCGUAUCUCACAAGGAGGACGCUUCAAAAUCAUGUUUAAAGACGGCGCAACCCUGGACAUCAAUGUUGACGAGGACUGGGCUGAAUUUACGGAUCCCCUGGGCGACACAUCCAGGUAA
Pleurotus ostreatus (oyster mushroom) is the source of this 2076-nucleotide messenger RNA. RefSeq lists its product as uncharacterized. The record is from RefSeq and is a predicted model, not a curated record. Gene Ontology annotation, cellular component: cytoplasm. Gene Ontology annotation, molecular function: ATP binding; protein serine/threonine kinase activity. The transcript is spliced from 8 exons. Gene Ontology annotation, biological process: protein phosphorylation. Bases 1 to 2076 code for a protein of 691 amino acids. NCBI's taxonomy places the organism in Eukaryota, Fungi, Basidiomycota, Agaricomycetes, Agaricales, Pleurotaceae.